Dipodomys spectabilis (banner-tailed kangaroo rat) is the source of this 897-nucleotide messenger RNA. It is a transcript of the gene CUNH4orf36, whose product is annotated as chromosome unknown C4orf36 homolog. The record is from RefSeq and is a predicted model, not a curated record. The transcript is spliced from 3 exons. The coding region runs from base 269 to 619 and encodes 116 amino acids. Lineage: Eukaryota; Metazoa; Chordata; Mammalia; Rodentia; Heteromyidae.
GUCUGGCGUUUUCUCCCUAGAUGGUGACAAGACUGUUCAAAAUGAGUUCAUGGAAAUUCAGCGCGCCCAGGUUUUCAUUCAGAGGCUCAAGGUCAAGGAGCCUUUAUUAAGAGCAGACCGACAUUCCUAAAUGCUUUCUCUGGACCUUUUACUCUUUGGCUACGAAACAGUGCAGCGAAAGCCAUUAAUUGGGUCUAUUGCCAUCUUCUCAGGCGAGUCACCUACAGCAGACACCCAUGUAAAGAAAUUUGGACUGUGAUCAUUCACCAUGGCUUAUGGUUUACCACGAAAGAACACAGUAAAAACCAUUCUGCGUGGCAGCUGUUACAAAGUACAGGAACCCUGGGAUCUUGCACUGCUUACACAAGCCUGGUAUACUAACUUAGCCCAAGUCCAAUUGCCUUUCUUGGAAGAAAUUACAUAUGGUUGUACUGUGCAACUCACACAAAAUAACGCAAAGGACUUUAUGCUCCCUUCAGCAGAAACUAUCAAACUUGAAAGGGAAUAUGAAAUGAAGCGCCUAACUAAACUUAAAUGUCAAGAAAAAGCCAAUGAGGAAAUUGGAUUCUCCCUAAGGGAAGGGAAAGCUGGUUUGAGAAGACCUCUUCAGCCCAAGUGACAAUCACUUGGUCAUCAAAUCUGUGCUGUUUCUUGCAUCUAAAGAAAAUGAAGGUGGCUGACUCCUUUGUUGUGUAAAGUUCAGUGCUCACACAAGAAUGACCACUGUUGGGUGAGCCAGCACCUCUAGAUGUAGGCUAGUGGACAACUCUGGCAUUUGAAUCAAAUAUGACAGCAAUAUAAUAGAUGGAAAGGCAUCUGGAAUUGAGUCAUUUAUUUUCUUAUUUUUGAUUUUUAUGAUACUGUACUAAAAGGAGACUUUGUCAGAGCAUUAUUUUG